GCUAGCCAUUGGCUGCAGCGUGUACCAGAGAAAUCUGGAGUCAUCAAGGUGCCAGUGAGUAGCGUGCAGAGCAGUCAGUUGGUCCAGCUCAUCCUAGAUGGAGUUGUGGCAAAAACGAUGACGAUGGCGAAAGCCUGCAGAGUAUUCUCAGCCUACGGAGAUGUGGCUUCAAUAAAUUUGAGUGACUGCUUACAGCAUGGAUUGGUUGAAGUGUCCUACUUCGAUACCAGCGCUGCUGAAGCUUUAGUUGCAGAUGCUGGCAAAGGACUAGCUGCCCGCGAAGCUGACAGUGAGGAUGAGUCGUUGACAGGUGCCACACAGGCGAUUUCGAGUUACAGUGUUUCCCAUACUGGCGCACCAACGCUCUAUCCUGAAGAUGCAUCAGGAUUGUCAGGCAGUUCAGAUCCCGGGCGGAGCCAGGUUCAAAUUGAUGCUACAUCCAGUACUGAGCUACAAGUUUCGGCUUUGGUUGACAAGUUAACUGAGAGCAACAGGCAGGUGCAGGGCGUGGACAUUCCGGCCCCGCAUUCUGUACCACUUCCAUUUCCAGAGUCAAAGGACACAUCGGCGCUGCUGUCCAUCAACCUGGCAAAGCUGGAGAGCGGUGAAGACACGCGCACGACCGUCAUGGUCGCAAGAAUACCUAAAACGUGCACUUCGGAACGGUUCCUGACCCGUUUACGAGAUUUGGCUUUGCUGAACAAAUUGCGGUUUUUCUAUAUGCCGAUAGAUGUUUCACGAAACCGGCCUUGUGGAUAUGUGUUCAUGGAUUUCCAGGAACCAGCAGAUGUUGUGCGUCUGUGCAGAAAUCUCAUGCAGCUGGGGAAUUUCAUUGGAGCUCGAAUUGACCGCAAGAUGCAGGUCAACUUCGCACGCAUCCAGGGCUGGGAAGGCCUCCUCCAACACUUUAGUGGUUCCGAAAUCACAUUUGAGCCAGAUGCCAACCGACGCCCGCAGUUCUUUUUUCCACCACAGGUGGACUUGGAGACAUCCCGACCAGGAGCCCAUGAUCCUGGUAUACUGCGUCAGCUGCAGUAG
Messenger RNA from Symbiodinium pilosum, 1038 nucleotides. The record is from the annotation of a GenBank genome assembly. NCBI's taxonomy places the organism in Eukaryota, Dinophyceae, Suessiales, Symbiodiniaceae.